This is a messenger RNA of Cylas formicarius (sweet potato weevil), 3265 nucleotides long. RefSeq names its product eukaryotic translation initiation factor 5 (gene eIF5). Gene Ontology annotation, molecular function: translation initiation factor activity; GDP-dissociation inhibitor activity; eukaryotic initiation factor eIF2 binding. The record is from RefSeq and is a predicted model, not a curated record. Gene Ontology annotation, biological process: translational initiation; formation of cytoplasmic translation initiation complex; formation of translation preinitiation complex. Gene Ontology annotation, cellular component: cytosol. Bases 1729 to 3081 code for a protein of 450 amino acids. NCBI's taxonomy places the organism in Eukaryota, Metazoa, Arthropoda, Insecta, Coleoptera, Brentidae. The transcript is spliced from 6 exons.
CCCCCCUCAGUUUUGUCUGUCGGGCUUCUUGCGAUCGAUCGCGAAUGUCUGGUGGGCCAGCUGGACGUAUUUUCGGCCCUUUUGUUUUUAAAAUUGUCGUCGAGGGGGAAGUAAUCAGAAUGAACGGAAAACCGAGGAGCGUUGCGUCUGUAGAAAUAACCGACGACCGCAUUUCCAAUGGAAAAGAAUCCUCGUUAACAUUUCCGCUUAUUCGGCGUCGAUAAUUGUUUCCGAAAAACGUUUUUUGAGGUGCAUGAUACUAAAAUAAAAGUCUGCAAAAGUCAAAUUUUAACAGGUUGAUUUCGUUAGUUGCCAUUUAAUAGAGGGAUAUUUUAAAAUUAGAUUAUAAAAUAAAAGAACAAUUUUCAAGUUUUUCAAAGUUUUGUUUAAAAUAAUUUUUGGUCUCAUAGUUUUUUGUCUUGGCCAUUGGUUACUAUUAAGCAUUAAAAUGCAAGAUGUAAAACAUAUGUCGCGAUGAGCUUUUAACAAUGGCAGAACGUUUAUAAGAAAGAUUACCCACGCUGUAAGCCGAAAAUCUACUGAAACUACCUGAAGUUUAGGAACGCCGAGUGUAUUAAAAUAUGUAUGUAUGUAUGCAUUUUUCCAACAAAAUGUGAUGCCGGCUUUAUGUUGACAGGAUCGAUGUUAGACUGAGCAACGGAGAUGUCAGGGAAUUUAAAUUAACUCUAAAUUACUCGGGAAAAAUUUAUCAAGUUAUGCAGGUCGAGUCGUUGUAUCAGGAAUUUUUUCUUUAUUGGUUCGCAUGGUGUCGGUCUUUUUUUCGAAAUUUGUUCGUACGAGGUGCAAACUCAAAAUAGCAAACUGUUUUAGUUCAUCGGAUAGCGCAUAUAGCUACUAGUUACAUAAUGGUCUUGCCUAUGCCUAUAAUAGAGGAACUUAUGAAGCAACUAUGAAAAAAAAAUGCCUUUGCGGCAUUCAAUAACCAACAUGACGGCUGAUGACUGUUAGUAAGUUUGGAUGCGGCAUGUUUACGGCAGUAUUUUCUCAAAAUAUGCUUAUAUCUCGUUAAAAGUUCUGGGAAAACGAGUUAAGUGCGUGGAAAAUUACAAAGAAAAUGGCGCAGAGGUUAAUGGAUAAAAUUGCGCGGAAAGUCAUAACCAUCGUUAUGAAAAUAUCAAUGCCGGCUGCGGCGCAUCAAUUUUGACCGUAGUAGGGCCACUAUAUUAUCUAAUACCUAUAUGAGUGAGCGUUUUGAAAUUCGGCGAGAUUUUGACGGGCCAUGCCAUUUUUGACAUUUCCGAGAUUGCGUCCAAAUUUUUAGUGUUUCAACAGGACUCCCUCAAUGGACCCGAAACAAAAUCGCGAUAGUAAAAAUAACGAACGACAAAAACAUCGCGAUUGGAUGCCGCGGAGAAAUCACUAACCAAAAGUAUAGUUGGGAGUUUAGGGCCCGAGCCAGCGAGGUGUAUGACUUCGCAGCGUCGAACGCCCACCUCUUAUAGGACAACAAAAUUUUUAUCCAAUAGGCAUCGGAAACUGCAGCCAUUCAGAGAAACGUGACUUGAUCCCGUCGAGGCCGGACCGUUGCUUUUUGUCCCCCCGUCAGUCGGUAAAACGUCGACCAUUUCGUCAACCACCACCACCACCACCUUCGUAUAAUCAUAAUAAUAAUCGAACAGGUUCCGUUUCGUUAGGUUGUGUAGUUUUUAUCGGCAACUAGAGCCGUUUUUCCUCUUCUCUACCCCCAUCCAUACGCUUGUAAAAAAAAUGAGCGUAAACGUCAACCGUAGCGUUAGCGAUGUGUUCUACCGGUACAAGAUGCCGCGGCUCAUGGCCAAAGUCGAGGGCAAGGGCAACGGCAUCAAAACCGUCAUCGUCAACAUGGCGGAGGUGGCCAAAGCGCUGGGCAGGCCGCCGACCUACCCCACCAAGUACUUCGGUUGCGAGCUCGGCGCCCAGACCCAGUUCGAUUUCAAGAAUGAACGUUUCAUCGUGAAUGGAUCCCACGACGCCGGCAAACUUCAAGACCUGCUCGACGGUUUCAUCAGGAAAUUCGUGCUGUGUCCCGAGUGCGAGAACCCCGAGACCGAGCUGAUCGUCAGCACGAAAAAGAACACGAUAUCGCAGGGUUGCAAGGCGUGCGGCCACCACGGUCUCCUCGUCAGCAAUCAUAAGCUGAUGACGUUCAUCCUAAAGAACCCGCCGAAUUUGAACCCGGCGACGCAGGGCUCGUCGCUGACCGAAGGCAAGCGGUCGAAACGUAGCAAGAAGGCGAACGGCGACGGCCAGGAUCAGGAUCAGUCUGUGGGCGACGUGAACGACUCGUCGGUCGAUACUUCCGUCACCGAGAGAUCGUCCGCCGAUAACGGGAUCGGCGCUAGCGAAGACGAUGACACCGAGUGGGCGGUCGACGUGUCCGAGGAAGCGGUUCGCGCCCGUAUGCAAGAUCUCACCGACGGCGCGAAAUCGAUGACAAUCACCGACGACCUGGAGAAAACGGAAAAGGAACGCAUGGAUAUAUUUUACGCGAUGGUGAAGGCGAAACGGGACGCGAACCUGCUCGAACGUCCCGAAGACCAGAAAGAGCUGCUGUCGGAGGCGGAACGGCUCGAAGUGAAGACGAAAGCGCCGCUCGUCCUGAUGGAGCUCCUGUUCGAUCAGAACGCGUUGCAGCAAGCGCGCCGAUUCCGUCUGCUGCUGCUGCGUUUCACCUUAAAUGAUAAACGCGCGCAACGCUACCUUAUGGGCGGGCUGGAACAGGUGGUCGCACUCCAUCGCGACGUGCUCAUGCCACGGGUGCCCGCCCUUCUCAAGGUGCUCUAUGACCUGGACGUGUUGCAGGAGGCAGCCAUACUCGAGUGGGACGAAAAGGUGUCGCGGAAGUACGUGUCAAAGGAAGUGAGCCAGGAAAUCCACGAUAAGGCCGCGCCGUUCGUCAAAUGGCUGAAGGAGGCGGACGAGGAGUCGUCCGAGUCGGAGGAAGAGAGCGACGACGAGGUGGAAAUCGAGUACAAUGACCGGGUGCAGGUGACACCGCUGAAACCGGCGCCGGCGGCGGCCAAGAAACCGGCCAAGGCCGAGGACGAGGGCGAGGACGAUGUGGACAUCGAUGCCAUUUAGUAAAUUCCGGAUGUCUUUUUUUUCGUUUCUUCAAUUUUUCUUUAUUACGCAUAAAAUGUGUUUUAUUAUAUUGAUUAGGCUAGGUAGGUUGGUAUUGUUUCUCGGCACGGGGAUCGGGCCGCGGUCCUCGGGGGGGUUUCAAUUUUAUUAUUGUUUCAAUGUCAAAUAAAUCGUUUAAAAUGCA